CGGCUGUGUGUUUACCUGCAGACAGGUGCCCUGUCCUCGUGUCUGUGGUCUCGCUGUAUCAUAAGUCCAGUCCGGGUCAGUGUAGCUGCUGUAGUUCGGGGCCGGCGGGUCCAGCAGCCUCCAUCCAGAGGCCGUGUGAGUGAGUGAGUGAGUGAGUGAGUGAGUGAGUGAGGGGGGCUGUAGAGCUGUGAACACCGCUGCUGUACGGCCUGACUGACCGGGCUUCACGUUAUCACAGCAGCAGGUUUCAUUUAAAGCCUCCACACUGGAAUCAUUUUGAGAACCAGAACCCACCAGAACCUCCCCAGCACCACAGAAGCGGUGGUUUUAUGUAUCAGGAACUAGAGUAUUGUUUACCGGCUGCCUGCAGGGAGGCGGGGUUUGUAAUAUCAACUAUCACAGCUACAUAAUGACAACAUUUAGAGUCAUGAAGUCUGCAGGUCCAGUGACGUCAGUGACGUCAGGGUGUGUUACUGUGGUGUGAGACAGUGGAGGAAAAGGAAACAGGAGAUGUUCCAGUCUGAGUCCAAAGAAAACAACUGACUCUGUGAACAGGAGGUAAGUUUGAAAUAAGAGAGAACUCAUUCAAGUCCCAGUCGUCCUCUCAGUCUCUGUGGAGGAGGACAGUCAGACAGACAGUUGGACAGUCAGACAGACAGUUGGACACACAGCUGGUGACAGGGACACAGCUGAUAAACCAACAGUUUUUCAUAUCAUGAUGAACAGCCGUCUUUACCAGUCACACCCAGUCACAGCUCACCAGCCCUCCACACUCAGACCUGUUCAGACCUGGUAUUAACAUCCGUCUCAGGUGAUGGUUUUCAGCUCUAAGUUCAGGUGUGAACGCACCCAAGAUGUAUUUAGGACGCACUGAGAUCAGACCACAUUCAGAGGUGGUCUGGACCACAUGUGGCCACAUUGUUUUAGCAGUGUGAACGUGAAUGUGUCCUGGGCCAGUUUCACAGAGAUAUCUCAGACUGGUCUGUGGUGUUGGUCCAGAUCAGUCUGAUGUUAGUCAGACUGUUUCACUAGAAUCAAGACUGACUCACUUUAAACCAAAAACAUUAGACACCUUGCCCCCAAGUAACUCAGUCCUGAGACCAAUGUUACCAUGGUAACAAUCAAUGACACCUGUGCUGACCAGUAGAAGAAAAAACAGUAGAACAUGGCUUUGUGGUUUGCUAACAUUGUUAUGCAGAGAGAGAAAGUUUUUAGAGACUGCAGCCAUUUUUUUCCAAAUCAGGCUUUUUUUGUUUCACUCUUCACUGAAUUUCCAAAGUAAAACGUCCUUGUAACUGUUGAAUUCUUCCACAAGACAAACUUUUUCCGCUGAGGGUAAACAGAGUGAACAGUUGGAUGCGGCUCCUUAGUCAGCCAUUUUUUUUAUUUUGAAAAAAGUCUUAGUUUACCCAGAAUUCAUUGUACCACAGUCCAGCUUAAAAUAGUCAAAAACUAAAGUGCUUUGUGCAAGUAAUGAAUUCACACGUCUGACUAUUUGUUUUAUCUAAGACACAGUCAGAGUCUAUUUUUGUGAAACUGGCCAUGUGGUUCCAUUUGUGCAUUGCAACUGAUCUUUAUUGCCAUUAUUUAUUUAUUUAUUUACAAGCGUGUUACUCUGAUUGCUCUUAUUAGUAUGACACUGAGAAGAUGCCUGAAAAAUAAUGUAAUAGUAAUUGCAGUGUUAGGGGUACUGGAGGGAGACGGGACAACACUGAAGCGGUGCAUCUCUGCUUGGAGGUUGCCCCCAGCAACUGCCCAGGGGAAGCUGGAAGAAUUUGGGAAAGUAGUGCAACAGAUAACUUCAAGCUCUGAAAUUGCCAAUGAGAACUGUCGCAGUCCUCGGAGGGGGGAUUGGGGGUUUGGCAGCAUCUUACUACCUGUGCAAGAGUCCCCAGGUUACCAAGGUUGUAGUUUUGGAGUCCAGCAGCCGGUUUGGGGGUUGGCUGUGGUCCACUAGGAGGUCCGACGGGGCCGUAUUUGAACAUGGACCCAGAGGGAUCCGACCUGCUGGGGCAGUGGGACGCAACACACUCAACAUGGUGGAAGACUUGGGUCUUGCGGGGGAGAUUCUGCCGGUCACCCACAGUCAUGUGGCGUCGAAGAACAGAUACCUGUAUGUGAAGGGACAGCUGCACAGGAUGCCGUCAGGAAUCAGUGGACUUGUGCGGACAGUCCCACCCUUCUCUCGCCCCAUCCUGUUGAGUGUUGCCAUGGAGAUACUGGUGAAGAAAAGCAAGGAGGAUGACGAGUCUAUCCACUCGUUUGUCUCGAGGAGGCUGGGAGAGGAGCUUGCAGACAUCGCUGUGGACAGUUUGUGUCGCGGCGUGUUUGCAGGCGACUGCAGGAAGCUGAGUGUGCGCUCCUGUUUUCCUGUGUUGUACAACGCAGAGCAGCACAGAGGUUCCCUGAUCCUGGGUAUGCUGCUGGGCUCAGGUCCCGGUCCUGCGGUCCCCCCUGGCCCUCUGGCUCAGAGAUCUGUUAAAGAGUCAUGGGCCCAGUGGUCCCUGAGCAGGGGGGUGGAGUCCCUCCCAGAAUCCAUCACUGACUCCCUCCUACAGAGCAGCAGGGUGGAGCUUCACAGAGAUGCAGAUGUUAAACACAUCUGUCCUUCAGCCUCUGGUUGGAAGAUCCAUCUGGAGGACGGAGUCGUAUCAGCUGAUCACAUCAUCUCUGCUCUGCCAGCUAAAGCCCUCUCCUCAGCCUUGCCGUCCUCCUGUCAACCUCUCAUCCAGGAGCUGCAGGAAAUCUCCACGGUAACGGUUGCUGUGGUAAAUUUGGAGUAUGAGGGUUCCAUCCUGCCUGUAAUGGGCUUUGGUCACCUGGUUCCAUCAUCAGAGGAUCGGGGUCUGAUGGGGAUCGUCUACGACUCUGUCCCCUUCCCUCAACACAACAGACCUAAUGGACAGACCACUAGACUGACGGUGAUGAUGGGCGGGGCCUGGUUCCAGGAAGAGUUUGGGGACCCAGAUACAGUAACAGAGAAGCGUCUUUUAGAGAGAGCCACUGAGGCGGUGCAGAGCCACCUGGGAGUCACCUCAGCGCCCAGCUGGAGUUGGGUGGCACUGCAGAGGGACUGUAUACCUCAGUAUUAUCUAGGACACCAUCAGAGAGUAGAGUCCAUGCGUAGCUUCAUAAGGAAAACUAAUCUCCCGCUGUCUCUCACUGGCUCCUCCUAUGAUGGCGUGUCAGUGAAUGAUGUCAUCUUCAGUGGACGCACAGCUGUAGAGCAGCUGUUGGGGACUGUAAUCUGAUGGAGCAGAUGCACACACUCGUGUCUCCAAAGCCUUUUUUCAGUUCAUCAUUUCUAUCAUUUGGACUUGAUGUCUGUAAGUGUCUGUCACUCAGGUAUCACACACAUGAACACCAGCAACCAUCAUCUCUCUACCCAUAAUGCCACACUGCUCUACAAGCACACACAGGCCUGUUGUCUUCUGGGCUCUCUGCCUGUAGCUGUGGUGGUUUGUUCAACAUUUACCUGGAGAUGAGAAGUGACAUGUGGUCAGUACAAACACUGAAUUAUGAAGUCCUCUCUUGUUCAGUGCCACUGUGUAUGAUUAAAUUAAUAAUUGAUUAAUAUUAUAUUGUAAUAUAACAGUGUCUAAAUAAUAUGAUGGGUUGUGUUAAUAAAUGCAGUAUCAGAAUGUGUCAUGGCCGAGCUGAUCCAGACUCUGCAGGCCCAGGUGUCUCUGCUCCCUAGUUCUAGUCCUCAUGCUCUCCAGUGCCUGAUCCACUGAUGUGACUUGCACCAAGUAAAGCCUUAUUAAGCUGUU
Molecule: messenger RNA, 3770 nt
Organism: Seriola aureovittata
Lineage: Eukaryota; Metazoa; Chordata; Actinopteri; Carangiformes; Carangidae
Gene: ppox
Product: protoporphyrinogen oxidase
Exons: 13
Coding region: 1821-3251 (476 amino acids)
Biological process (GO): heme biosynthetic process
Cellular component (GO): mitochondrial inner membrane
Molecular function (GO): protoporphyrinogen oxidase activity, oxygen as acceptor
Source: RefSeq, a predicted model, not a curated record